GAUUACCCCAAAUGUUUGAAACCGAAAAAAGAAAAAGAAAAAGAAAAACAGAAAACAGAAAGUGGAAGCAGUAAACGACGUCGUGUGGAGCAGCAUUAUCUUCUCCAUUGCUGCUGCUUUUAGCUGAACAAAAUGGCUUCUCUAUUAUCUUCUCGUCUCCCACAUCAUCUUUCCUCUAAUAAACCGGUGCUCCCACCAUCAAGCUCCGGUUCAAUUCUCCUUCACAACUUCACAUAUAAAACCCGGUUCGAUCAAUCCCGGUUCAAAUGUUCAGCUGGUGGAACGGGGUUCUUCACGAAGCUGGGUCGUUUGCUGAAAGAGAAAGCAAAGAGCGACGUGGAGAAGCUGUUCUCAGGAUUCUCGAAAACUCGAAACAAUUUAGCAGUUAUAGAUGAACUUCUCCUUUACUGGAACCUUUCUGACACUGACCGUGUGCUCGAUGAACUUGAAGAGGUUCUGUUGGUGUCUGAUUUUGGCCCGAAGAUUACCAUAAAGAUUGUGGAGAGCUUGCGGGAGGAUAUAUAUGGGGGGAAAAUCAAAUCAGGAAGUGAGAUAAAAAGUGCUCUUAAGAAGAGUAUCUUGGAUCUAUUGACUAGCAAGGCACCUAAAACAGAGCUCCGUCUGGGCUUCAGGAAACCAGCUGUGAUCAUGAUUGUGGGCGUCAACGGAGGUGGGAAGACAACAUCUCUUGGAAAGCUGGCAAAUAGAUUGAAGAAAGAAGGGGCUAAGAUACUAUUAGCAGCUGGUGAUACAUUUAGAGCAGCUGCUAGUGAUCAGUUAGAAAUUUGGGCUGAAAGGACCGGUUGUGAGAUCGUUGUUGCUGAAAAAGAGAAAGCUAAGGCAUCAUCAGUUCUUUCACAGGCUGUUAAAAGAGGAAAGGAAGAGGGUUUCGAUAUUGUUUUAUGCGACACAUCUGGCCGUCUGCACACCAACUAUAGCUUGAUGGAGGAAUUGGUGGCAUGCAAAAAAGUUGUCAGUAAAAUUGUUACUGGUGCACCUAAUGAAAUCUUGCUUGUACUGGAUGGAACUACUGGUUUAAAUAUGCUUCCACAAGCUAGAGAGUUUAACGAUGUUGUUGGAGUCACUGGCUUAAUAUUGACUAAACUUGAUGGUUCUGCUCGAGGUGGUUGUGUGGUUAGUGUGGUUGAUGAGCUUGGCAUUCCUGUAAAGUUUGUAGGUGUUGGGGAAGGUGUAGAUGACCUCCAACCGUUCAAUGCUGAGGAAUUUGUUAAUGCUAUCUUCCCAUGAGGCAUGAUCCAGUGACAGUUUCUCCCAGAUUCUAAGAAGUACCAGGUAAACUCCAGAUACCAGAAAGGUACCAGGUAAACUCCCAGAUAUCGGGGGUGAAGAGACGCAUAUAAAUAUUUUGGAGUGUGAGGAGUAAUGAAAAAUUUGGGAUUUGGUCUUUGGCAAAAUGGUUGCGGCAUGCCUCGAGUCUGUGUUCAUCAGAAGAGACAUUAACUGCUAUCAGGUAUCCUGUGUAAAGGAUGCCAUUAGUUGCAUCACUCGUUUUGAAUCCAAGUAACUUUAUGUCAUCUCCUUGUCAUUAUUGCAGUACAAAUAGUGGUACAACACUUGGACACAACUAAUACAUGAUUAAUGUACAUGAAUUUUCACUUCA
Messenger RNA from Nicotiana attenuata, 1621 nucleotides. RefSeq names its product cell division protein FtsY homolog, chloroplastic. Gene Ontology annotation, biological process: SRP-dependent cotranslational protein targeting to membrane. The transcript has 12 exons. Gene Ontology annotation, molecular function: GTP binding; signal recognition particle binding; ATP hydrolysis activity. Gene Ontology annotation, cellular component: membrane. The record is from RefSeq and is a predicted model, not a curated record. Bases 133 to 1248 code for a protein of 371 amino acids. NCBI's taxonomy places the organism in Eukaryota, Viridiplantae, Streptophyta, Magnoliopsida, Solanales, Solanaceae.